Sclerotinia sclerotiorum 1980 UF-70 is the source of this 2463-nucleotide messenger RNA. RefSeq lists its product with no specific name. The record is from RefSeq and is a predicted model, not a curated record. Gene Ontology annotation, molecular function: protein kinase activity; ATP binding. Bases 1 to 2463 code for a protein of 820 amino acids. NCBI's taxonomy places the organism in Eukaryota, Fungi, Ascomycota, Leotiomycetes, Helotiales, Sclerotiniaceae. Gene Ontology annotation, biological process: protein phosphorylation. The transcript is spliced from 5 exons.
AUGGGCGACCCCCCGUCCACAAAACCCACCCUCGUCGACUCCUUCGCCAGCAAACCCGAGCACACCCCCAGCCCCAUAAGCCGCCUCCUCCCCGGCGAAACCAUCACCGAAGCCGGAAAACGCCUCAGAUUCCGACUCGACGAAGCACCCCCCCACUUCACGCGCACCGCAAACGACGAAUCCGUCGCGUGGGGAGCCGCCUGGCUCGCCUCGGAACCCCUAUGGACAACAGCCAGCCGGAUGGGUCCAGACCCAGAAUGGAAAGGCGUACAGAUACUCGGCGAAGGCGGGAAUGGCACAGCUGGGAAAUGGGAAUUGAGAUAUGGAAGGCCGGCUGCGGGGACAAAGGGACGGUUACCUUUUAAGAAGUGUAUGGUGAAGCAGCAGGCGGGGAAUUCGGGGGAUAUAGGGAAUGAGUCGAAGAUUUAUGAGGUGCUGCGUCAUGCGUCCACGCAGCAUGUCGUUAGGAUGUAUAGACGGUUGUAUGAGGAUGUGGGGUUGGGGACUGUGAGGGCGGAUGCGAAGGGCCCUGUGCAGAGGAUCUAUUUGGAGUUUUGUGAGAAGGGGAAUUUGUAUGAUAGGAUUGAUAAUAAGUUUAAGGAAAAACGAUAUUUUGAGGAAUAUGAGAUUUGGGAUGUGUUUCAUUGUUUAGCACGGGGAUUGUAUGCUAUGCAUUAUGGGCAUGAAAAUCUUGAUGAGGAGCGAUGGGAUCGAGAUGAGAUAGUUCAUUUUGAUUUUAAAGCUCCCAAUGAUGGUGUGGCACAGAACCUUAUAAACUACCUAACUCGAAGGAAUGAACUCGAACGACCUUGGAUGGUUAAAGGCCCUAAAAGCAUGCGGGAGGCAGGCGACGGAAAUAUCCUCAACAAUCUUCGCUAUGGAACUCACUCCAACGUGUGGCAGCUUGGACUUAUAAUGUGGCAAAUGAUUCAUUGUACGGAGUGGGAACACGAAGAUUUCCCCGACGACGAAUAUGUUUGCAGGGGUCAAGUGGAAUGGCCAGAUAACAAAUACUAUCGACCUGGUCCUGAGGGAAGAUUUGCGCUUAAAAUUUACAAAGUAGCCAAUACUUGGCUAGGCAAGAAUGAUCCAGUGGGUGGAGUCCAUACUCUUGCUACGCAAGAUGAUAUAGACUACUACGACGGAAUGUACGAUGAGCUACCAGCUGAGCCCAUAGCUAACGCCGACAAGACGAUUUCGGAAGCAGAACGCCACAUGAAUAGGAAAAUGCGACGAAUUGAAAAUAUUGCGAGGAAAAGCGUACGUAAGAAGCGAAUAUAUAGCGAUACAUUGCACAAACUGGUGAUGGAUUGUUUGAUUAUACAAACAGAAGGACGAAUUCAUGUCAAAGACCUAUAUCGAAAGACGCAAAAGUUCAAGAAUUUCUGGCGAGGAAAAGUAAAACCAGACCUACCACCGCCUUACGCACCCGAACCUGAACUCGGAGAGCUUCCGGCCCCAUGGGACGAUACCACGAAAGAAAGUGGCGGAGGCUUAGGCAUACCCGUCAAAGAAGAACACGAAUCUCAUCCUCGCGGUCUUUUUGAUCUGUUUGACAGGACCCAAAGGCAUGAAAGGGCGGAGCAAAUUAUAAAAUGGUCUCGGGACCACCCAAUUCAGGAUGUGCAGGAUCAUGAGGAGAACGAGGCACAGGGACUCAUAGUACGCAAUUUAAGACACACUGUCAGCUUCAGGAAUAAAGUACGCAUGUAUGGGGGCCAGAGACAAAGGCCUAGGAUGCCCGUACCCGAGCCGUUUCCAGAUGGAUUCAAAUAUGAUCGUCCCGGGCAAAAUAAGGGAGCCGCAGACCCUGGACAGGAUGCUGUCCCUAAUCCCGACCAACCUCCACUUUCGCCAAUGCCCCAGGAUGGAAAACGGCCGGGUCAUGAUAAUGGAAACCCAGAAGGACCAAAGGAUUUUUCUUUUGAAGCUACGCCUGUAGAUAUGAAAGGUAAACCACCGGUGCCUCUUCCAGGAGGUGAGGAUUUCAAAGAAAAACCCAAAGAUAAGAGCAAGGGCAAAAGCAAAAGCGGAAGCAAAAAAAGAAGCAAAAAAAGAAGCAAAAAAAGAAGCAAAAGCAGAAGUAAAAGCAAAAGCAAAAACAAAACACCCACCUGGCCCGUAUUCCCCAUCGGACUACAAACCAGCCUCGACAAAACCUUGCUUCAGCAGGCACUCCAGAUCCCGGAACUCAAAAACACCAUCUUAUUCUGUGCCAUAAUUGACAAAAGUGGAGGCACAGUAACAUUCAAAGGUAUUAUAUAUCUAACAGGAUUACUACCCACGACGACGGUGUAUCAGAUGAAAGAAAUGUUGAGCGAAAAGGAGACGGGGAUACCGGUGAAAGAUAUGAAGUUGAUGGGGAAGGAUCGAUUGACUGUAUUUAGGGAGUUUGAGGAUGAGGAAACGAGAGCGGCGAUUUGUGAGAUUGAGAUUUGUGUUUAUGAUAUUACGAAGGCGUGA